GCAAAGAGGGGAAGAUGUCCGGACGGCCGAAGCCGCGCACCGCCGCCAACGCCGAGUGCGGCGUUGUGUCGGUCAACGAGCGAGUCCUCCGCGAGUGCCACUCCCUCUACAGCGAGCCCGACACCGGACUGAUCGACAUCGCGUCUCGUCUUGGGAUGCAGCUCUCGCCCCCCCGGAAGAAGAUGACUGUGAUGUUGAUGGGGAAUCACUCAGCUGGGAAAAGCUCAUUCAUUAACUGGUACGUGGAAGAACAUAUUCAACGCACAGGCGUGGCCAUCGAGACUCAGGGCUUUACUUUUGUCACCAGUGGCCGCAAAAGGGAAUCGCUGACCGGUAAUGCAACACUCCAUCUGUAUCCACACUUCAAACCGCUGCAGAACAUUGAAGGAGUGUCGGACUACCUCAGCACAGAGAUCUCCACUUCGAAGCAGAAGAAGUUCAGCCUCGUCACGUUUAUCGACACGCCAGGACUGGUGGAUGGUGACAUGAAGUAUCCAUUCGAUGUGGACCAAGCUAUCCUCUGGCUGGGGCAACUGUGUGAACUGGUGUUCGUUUUCUUCGACCCCAUGGGUCAAGCACUGUGCAAGCGGACGUUGAACAUUGUGGAGCGGCUCAAUGAGACCCAGGGGGACAAAAUCCGAUUCUACCUCAGCAAAGCUGACGAAGCAGGGAUCGAGACUGACCGGCAGCGAGUGAUGAUGCAGAUCGUCCAGGAACUGUGCAAACGGCCCGGUCUGAACAAAUGUGGCUUUGACAUGCCCACCAUCUACAUCCCUCACCCCAACAAGCCCAGUCGGUGUGUGAAUCAGAUUGAGGAGGUCUGUCGCACCAUCGAAAAGGCCAUCAGCCAGACGGUGCAGAAGACCCUGAACCAGCUGGAGCGCGACUGUCUUCUCCUCACUAGCACGGUGGACCGGAGGCUGCAGGAGGACAGCCUGGCUAGUGUCCGGAACCGGAGGGCCCAGUCCAAGGGCUGCCUGCUGGGAUUUCUAGGUCUGUUGGUGCCCACCUUCCUGUUGGUCAGUCUGGUGCUGGGAAGUAUGUCCACAGAGGUGGCCAGUAUCCUGCUGGGCGAACACGGGACCCAGACGCUGCAGGUUUACCUGAGUCCUGUCUCCACUUUCUGGGCCCUGAUUCCCAGGGACAAGGUGAUCUACGUCCUCCUGGUGCUCGCCCUCCUCUCCCUGGGACUACUGCUGUCAGCCCACGGCUCCUUCCGGACGACCAGCACCCUGAGUAAGAGGCAGAAGAGGCAGCUGGUGGAGCAGCGGGAGUUCAUACAGGACGCGGUGAAGGAGAGAAAGAAGCAGCUGUAUGAGGAGUACCUACGGCAGAGCGUGGGAGAACACGAGGCGUUGUGAUUGUUCACUGUCAGCUGAUCCCAACUGGAACUCAGACACUAACAGUGUCCAUCUCUCCAACUGACAGAAACUGUGAAUUAAAACAUUCCCCUCCCUCUCUCUCUUCUCCCCUUCUCCCUCCCCCUCACCCACUCUUCCUCUCUUUCCCCCUCUCUCUUCCCCUUUGUCUUUCCCCCCUCUCUUUCCCCUCUUUCCCACCUCUCUCCCCCUCUUUCCCCCUCUCUUUCCCCCUCUCUCUCCCCCUCUCUCUCCCCCUCUCUCUC
Molecule: messenger RNA, 1624 nt
Organism: Hypanus sabinus (Atlantic stingray)
Lineage: Eukaryota; Metazoa; Chordata; Chondrichthyes; Myliobatiformes; Dasyatidae
Exons: 12
Coding region: 15-1361 (448 amino acids)
Molecular function (GO): GTPase activity
Source: RefSeq, a predicted model, not a curated record